Molecule: messenger RNA, 528 nt
Organism: Arachis stenosperma
Lineage: Eukaryota; Viridiplantae; Streptophyta; Magnoliopsida; Fabales; Fabaceae
Product: zeaxanthin epoxidase, chloroplastic-like
Exons: 5
Coding region: 1-528 (175 amino acids)
Molecular function (GO): FAD binding
Source: RefSeq, a predicted model, not a curated record
AUGGUUCUAACUUUGUACCAGCAAUCUAGUAGAAAGAAGGAAAGGUUGCUAAAGAUCUUUGAGGGUUGGUGUGACAAUGCAUUAGAUCUGAUACUGGCCACAGAAGAAGAGGCAAUUCUGCGACGAGACAUAUACGACAGGAUACCAACGUUAACAUGGGGAAAGGGUCGAGUUAGUUUGCUUGGUGAUUCUGUCCAUGCUAUGCAGCCAAAUAUGGGCCAAGGAGGAUGCAUGGCUAUUGAGGACAGUUAUCAACUAGCAUGGGAGUUGGAGAAUGCAUGGGAGAAAAGUGUAAAAUCAGGGUCUCCAAUUGAUAUUGAUUCUUCCCUAAGGAGACAAAAUAAGGAGAAGGAGGAGAAAGGAUCAGCUGGAACAUUCCAGUUUAUUUCUAGAGUAGAAAAAGAAUUCCUUAAGGCUUCUUACACUGCCAGCACUGGCGAGGAGCUUGAGGAUGGAUUAUUGACGAAAACAAAGAGGGCUCCAAAGGUUGAAGUUGGGACUAGAUCAACAGAUGCUUCAAUGGUUUAA